Molecule: messenger RNA, 354 nt
Organism: Schistosoma turkestanicum
Lineage: Eukaryota; Metazoa; Platyhelminthes; Trematoda; Strigeidida; Schistosomatidae
Source: the annotation of a GenBank genome assembly
ACAGACAUUAUGUGGCCAUGUUCGUGCUGAAGCGUACUCGUACUUCCAAAAGAACUUUCAUCAUUUCCUCUCUGAAUACAGGGUAGUUGGAGCUUUGUUAAAUAGUGAAGAAUUUGCUACAGCCUAUAACUGUCCCACUGAUUCCCCGAUGAAUCCUUCAAAGAAAUGUAAGCUUUGGUGAAAAAAUGUGUUAGAAAUAUCAACAUUAAAUUGCGUUGAUGCAAGCAAGAACCUAACCCUACAUAACUUCUGUCUUUUUUAAACACUGUAGCUUAGGUUCAACUGUUAAAGUUACCAAAAAAAUUAACCAACCUUAAUGAUUGUAUUGAAUGGUAAUAAAAUACAUAGUAUUUU